AUGGAAGAAGACCGGCCAGCGCUCUUCCCCUUCUUGCUGCUCUGCUUGGCCGUUAUCGCAGCGGACGUUCUGUUAGUGAUGUCCUUCAACCCGCCAAGCUUCAGCAGUCGUGAAGCCCGACAGAUCACAGACUCUUUCCAAGAUGAACAAACAAAGUUGCUCUCAGAUCCGCCAAACGUUGUGGGCGUAGUUCUGCCCCGGUGCAUGGAUCAGGCAACCGGGGACGUGCUCCCGUCUCUGAAUACUUGCGCCAUAGCAGGUUGCGACAGAACAAGGGGAUGUGCUGGGUUUGUGUAUCAGGUAACAAAGGAGGUGAUCAAAGAAACUGGAUCCAGCGAAGCGCCACAGCGGUGCUGUAUGAUAUUAGCACCUCCUUUUUCGGCGAAGGAGGCCGAAGGAAAGAAACACGGCCUGAGAAGCAGCCGCCGCGAUCUGCGGGGCGGGCGCGCUCUGCUGACGACCGGAGACGACUGCCGAGUUGUUCCUGACGUCAGCAACGGCACCGCUACGAGCGGCGCUUGUGCAGCAUCGGGGGCGUUUACGCACCCGGGCUGCUGCUCGAUCGCCUGCGUAUCCUACGGCUACUCGAUCUCGUAUUGCUCGUGCACAGCCGCUUAUAUGACCGAAAACGUCACCUGCGGACGUGGCGGCUCCUUUGUGCCCGCGUGCUGUCGAAGUGACGAUGCGGUCUCUGCUCUCGUUGAAGCUCGGAACCAGGAUAACAGAGUCUUCCGAUCGUACUUUUCAGAAUUGCCGGAGUCCUCGUCGGAUAGAGACGUGACGCGUACCGAGUUGAAGAUGACGAUCCUGAUCGUGGUGAUGCAAGGUGCCGUCAUAGCGGUAGUGUUGGGAGUUGUCGCCCGAGAGUUUCUUUCGAAUCGAAAGAGGCGGUGCUGA
Klebsormidium nitens is the source of this 897-nucleotide messenger RNA. The record is from the annotation of a GenBank genome assembly. Lineage: Eukaryota; Viridiplantae; Streptophyta; Klebsormidiophyceae; Klebsormidiales; Klebsormidiaceae.